GCCCCAUAUUCUAUCAAUCUGAAUGGCACUAUUUACCGACAUGUAGUAAGUACCUAUCUAAUUAUGUAAAGCAGGGAUCUCAGCAUAACAAAUGCGCUCAAGAUUCAAGGGCGAGAGAGUCUACCUCGCCGAACUCACGCUUGUUCAAACCUUACCAUUUAGCGCUUCAACUCGUCAAAUAACCGCGUCUGAAGAUACAACUCGAGCUAUUGCCGGAAAGUUUGGUCUGGCAGAUGCAUUUGACACAAAGGUAGGAUGUUAUCGGCAGUCUUCACGAUAUUACAAGUAAAAGCGAGAAUAUACGCUUGGAGGCUGAAAAGGCCGAUAUGUUGCAGUCUACAACGAAUUGGAGAGAGGCUAAACAGCGUACCUAGUAAGGACUGUAAUAAUAAUAAGUGCCAUGUGGAAUCACUGAUGAUCGUGAGUUGAUGUUAGCUUUCCAGGUCACAAGGAACUUGUCAACUGACAAGAAACCCUCAUAGACAACCAAAAGAAACUGAUGCAGAACCAAGACUCACAUGUUGAUAAUCUCGCGAAGACCUAUCAAGCUAUAAACGAGGUAUAUAAUCUCAUAUGAGAAUACGAGAAGAAUCAAGAGCAAAAGUGGCAAGGUGAACCUGAGUUAUGGCUCGAGAAGCAAGACAUUCCGGCUAGCGAAAGUGUCAUGACAGAGUUACUUGUCGCGAAUGCUCGGUUCUGUGAAUGGAUGAUCUCGCCUAUGCCCAAAGAAUUGUUGAUACAAAGGAAUCUUACCGGAAACUGUCAGAUAUCCACCCAGUCCAUCUUUUGCUCGACUGUCCUGCAAGCCCUUAGAGAAAACUCCAGGUUUAUCUCGCUCUUAUACUUCUGUGGCCUCCAUUGCAACUACGAAGAUCCAUAUUCAGGACCGCGUGGCAUGAUGAUGAGUUUCGUCGCACGAUUGAUCCUACAAUGGAACUUCGAUACGACAGGAGUAGACCAAGCCAUGGACUUUCUAUGGGACGAAUGCAGCGACGAACCAGACAUUAACGAUCUUUGCACCUUAGUGAGCUAGUUAGUCGACCAGCUUCCCGCCGACAUGACUGUUUUCUGCAUUAUUGAUGGUAUCAAUGCGUAUGAAAAGGAAGGCUACCUUGAAGAUCUUGUUCACGGGUUAGCGUGGAUCUUAGACUUGACUAUUGAUACACGUGUCAACGCCACUAUUAAGAUCCUUAUCACAAGUUCAUGUUGCACUUUGGAGGUGCGGGAAGGAUUUCACGAUGAUGCCGUCCUAGCAGCUUAGGUAUGGCUGGCCAGCUGGGAUUAAGUGGGGAAGCAAAUCAACGUCUCCU
Messenger RNA from Annulohypoxylon truncatum, 1310 nucleotides. RefSeq lists its product as uncharacterized. The coding region runs from base 665 to 1033 and encodes 122 amino acids. The transcript is spliced from 2 exons. Lineage: Eukaryota; Fungi; Ascomycota; Sordariomycetes; Xylariales; Hypoxylaceae. The record is from RefSeq and is a predicted model, not a curated record.